Podarcis muralis (Common wall lizard) is the source of this 1963-nucleotide messenger RNA. The record is from RefSeq and is a predicted model, not a curated record. NCBI's taxonomy places the organism in Eukaryota, Metazoa, Chordata, Lepidosauria, Squamata, Lacertidae.
AAGGUCCGUCUAACCAUCCAAAUGCAUGGCCUGACAACAUGCUGUCCAUGGAGCAAGGACCUCGAGGUUCACAAAACAGGCAACUAGUUAGGAAUUCUUUGGAUGAUCUUCUGUAUGCUGCUCCAAAUGUUGAUGGCCAAAGUGAUGAAAGGGCUCUUCUAGAUCAAUUGCAUACAUUGCUGAGUAACACAGAUGUCACAAGCCUUGAAGAAAUUGAUAGGGCCUUAGGAAUUCCUGAUCUUGUAAAUCAAGGGCAAGCUUUGGAACCCAAGCAAGAAUCAUUUCAUGGCCAAGAAUCUACUGUAAUGAUUGACCAGAAGCCUCCAGUAUAUGGUCAGCCAUACCAGGGCCAGGGAGCUCCCCUGCCAGGGGGUUUUAGUAGCGUGCAAGGCCAACAGGCAGCCUUUAACUCUGUGAUGAAUCAGAUGAAUCAGCAGGGCAGUUUUCCAAUGCAAAGUAUGCAUCCCCGAGCAAAUGUCAUGAGGCCCAGAACCAACACACCAAAGCAACUUCGGAUGCAGCUCCAACAGAGACUUCAAGGGCAGCAGUUUUUGAAUCAGACUCGUCAAACACUUGAUAUAAAAAUGGAGAACCCCAACCCUGGUAGUGCAUCAGUGAUGAGACCUGUUAUGCCCCCACAAAUGGGAUCACAACAAGGCUUCCUUAAUGCUCAGAUGGUGGCGCAGCGAAACAGGGAGAUAAUAAGUCACCACAUCCGACAACAAAGGAUGGCCAUGAUGAUACAGCAGCAACAGCAGCAGUCUCAAGCCUUCAGUCCUCCCCCAAAUGUGACCACCUCAGGAAGCAUGGAUGGUGCUGUUACAGGCCCUCCGAUGGCUCCAGUCCCAUCCCAGCAAUUUUCAUACCCAGCCAAUUAUGGAAUGACCCAGCAGCCAGACCCUGCCUUUAGCAGGGUAUCAAGCCCACCCAAUUCCAUGAUGGCUCAAAGAAUUGGACCCACACAAAAUCCCAUGAUGCAGCAUCCUCAGGCUGCACCAAUGUAUCCAACUCCUGAAAUGAAGGGCUGGCCAUCAGGAAAUAUGGCCAGGAGCAGUUCUUUUCCACAGCAACAGUUCAGCCAUUCAGGGAACCCUGCAGCUUACAACAUGAUGCACAUGAACAGCAAUGGUGGUCACAUGGGACAAAUGAAUAUUAAUACUAUGCCCAUGUCAGGAAUGCCCAUGGGUCCAGACCAGAAAUACUGCUGACAUCUCCAGCUAUGAUCUCCUAAGAGGCUGAUGCCAUAGAUGAUGGUGAACUAAGUAUUACAAAAAAAAAAAAGUGCACGUGAACUUCAUGGCAACAUGUAGCCUUAUGGAAAUACCACUUCUUUUUACCGUGAAGAUGUCCUAAGUGACUUCAUGAGUUAUGGACCUUUGGGUGGUGAGGGAUAGGAGGAGGAGUAGAAGCAAAGUAUCACUGUAUAAUGUACAAAAAGAAAAGAGAAAGGGUGAUUUUUUUUUUGGCACUCUGCCUUUAGCAAAGUGCGUUUGGCAACGCCAUUUGAGUAAAUGUGUUGGAUAGACAUGGUGUGUACCAGUUCUAUUUACUGUAGCUAUCCAAAGCCCUUUAACUACAGGCAGACCAAAGUGCCUGGAAAAUACUUGGUAAUAGUCUUGAGUUCUCUAGUAAGAGCCUCUGAUAGAAUGUAGUUUCUGGCCUUGAUUUAAAAACAAAACAAUGCUCUGAACAUUCAUGCUGCUGUUCAAUCUCACUCCCAGGUGUCGGAACUCUGAUGUGCAAGUGGCAAUGCAAAUGAGCUGUUGCAGCCUCUGAAUCACGCUCUUUGGCGCCAAAGGGGUAUGCAGAGAUUAAAUAUGUAUAAUCAUGAUAAAAGAUUUCCAUAUUGAUGUGCAGUUUUGUGCACUUUAUAAAAUGCUGUAUGUAGUGGGUUACUGCAAUACCUAUAAUAAUGAAUCAAUGGAUAUUAAAGUAGGCAAGUUCUUGCCCCCUUUCAAGCCCA